AUGGGCGAAAUAAAUUUAGUCCCGGAGUGCUCCUUGGCUGGCACGGUGCUUGAUCAUGCGUUUCGAGUGGCUGUCAAUGUGCUCACAAUUGCCUGCCCCUGUUCUCUCGGUUUGGCCACACCCACUGCUGUGAUGGUAGGCACCGGUGUUGGAGCUCUUCAUGGGAUCCUCAUCAAGGGUGGUCAACCACUGGAAAAUCUGUGCAAGGUUUCUACCAUCCUCUUUGAUAAGACGGGAACAAUCACCGUGGGUCGUCCUCAACUCUCAAGAAUUGUCAUAUUUAUGCCUGCAACGCCUUCCAAUCCUGAAUCAAAAAAUCAAAAAGUUGAUCCACAGACUCCCACUUCUCCAAGCCGUCUCCUCUACAUGGUUGGUAGCGCGGAGUCCACAGCUCAGCAUCCAAUUGCAACGGCUAUUGUUCGUAUGCUACGUAGCAUUCAAUGUGCCUCCAAAGAACAGUCAAACUGCCAUGUUUGGAAAUCAGAAUUUGCCAAGGUGACCAAUGCGGAGACGGUGCCAGGAUAUGGUAUGUCAUGCGAUGUCAUGGUGUUGCCCGAAGACUGCCCUAGUGGAACUGAACUACCUCGGCCCACUCGUCUUUCGUCUGAUGGACAAUCAGAUCAGCAAAUCCAACUCUAUGCUGACUAUGAUGCUGCUUUACGUCUGGAGCUAGACUACUACUCAGUGAGGUGGAACUCGGACAAUUCACCACUUUCCUGGGCUGAUGUGACUCAAGGUGGCAUCUAUCAUCUACUCGUUGGUAAUCGGAGGUGGAUGCAAAAAAACGCUGUUGCGGAGCCACUGAUGGAUUUGGAUUCUGUCGUACGAAAGGAUGAAGAGGAGGGACGCACUGUAGUUCAUGUGGCAGUCGACAAUCGCCUAAUUGCUCUUAUUACAAUUGCAGAUCCAAUCAAACAUGAGGCUGCACUUACUGUUGCAGCUCUCAAAGUCAUGGGCAUUCGUGUGGCUCUCCUUACCGGGGAUAACACUCGAUCUGCUACCUCCAUCGCAAGAAAGGUUAGGCUUAUCGGUCAUUGUGUCGGUAUCCGUGACGUCCACAGUGAAGUGAUUCCCGCACACAAAGCAGCACAAGUUAGGCGGAUACAGACACGUCAUGUCAAAGCAGACGAUCAUGGAUCUGCGAAAUGGAACCAUUUGGUGGCGAGGAAUGGAAAGGCGGAGAGUGACAAGUACUUCGUAGAUGAACGAGUGGCAUUUCUGCAGACCUUAAAAUACUCAGACGGCUUGAGUCAAACAGUUCAAAUCUCUCUCGAGGAGGAUUCCUCCUAUUCUGAAACAGAUAACGAUGAUGGUGAUGACCCUCUCCACCCAUGUCCUGGUGAUCUUAAGGCACCAUUCGCGAGCUCAGGUCGCAAAAGAUUCCUCGAUGAUCGUAAAGGGAAAUACACGCAGCGAAAACGCGAAUUUGUCGCAAUGGUUGGCGAUGGAGUUAAUGACAGUCCAGCACUUUCUCAAGCCGACGUUGGAAUUGCCAUAGGCUGUGGCGCUGAUGUAGCUGUGGCAACAGCAGACGUCGUUUUAGUUCGUAACAACCUCGUAGAUGUAGUAGCUGCCAUCUCCCUUUCAAGAGCAACAGUGCGUCGCAUCCGCCUCAACUUCUUCGCUGCUUUGAUCUACAAUGCCAUCGCCAUUCCAGUUGCCAUGGGAUUCCUCGUCCCCAUUGGAAUUGAAUUCGCACCAUGGAUGUCAUCAGCAGCAAUGGCAACGUCGUCUGUCACUGUGGUUUGUCUUUCCCUCCUGCUCAAGCGCUGGAAAAAGCCUACGGAGGCAUCACUGGUGUCACAGAAGUAUCUGCGACUUUUGGCUAACAGCGGUCUCGCUCUCGAUCAGGUACGGGUGAAACGCGGCAACGCUUUAAGCAAGUGCACCGAGGCACGGAAUGAAGCAAACGGCGAGGAGAGCAACAAUUAG
This is a messenger RNA of Hydatigera taeniaeformis, 1932 nucleotides long. The record is from the annotation of a GenBank genome assembly. NCBI's taxonomy places the organism in Eukaryota, Metazoa, Platyhelminthes, Cestoda, Cyclophyllidea, Taeniidae.